Messenger RNA from Acanthamoeba castellanii str. Neff, 216 nucleotides. RefSeq lists its product as uncharacterized. The annotation marks the transcript as partial. NCBI's taxonomy places the organism in Eukaryota, Discosea, Longamoebia, Acanthamoebidae. The transcript is spliced from 2 exons. The record is from RefSeq and is a predicted model, not a curated record.
AUGAUGGGGGAGACGGCUACGACCUCGCGUACCAUCGAUGAUGAGCUGCUGUGGUACUGCUCGUACGGCAGCAACCUGUCCCGCUCGCGCUUCAUGACCUACAUCUCCGGCGGGCGAGCGGCGGGGUCGAAGGUGGUCCACGAGGGAUGCCGCGACAUAACGCCACCACUGGACGACCGCCCGUUCCUCCUGCCCUACGCGCUCUCGUUCCCGCUC